This is a messenger RNA of Aethina tumida (small hive beetle), 1132 nucleotides long. RefSeq names its product band 7 protein AGAP004871. The transcript is spliced from 6 exons. Gene Ontology annotation, cellular component: plasma membrane. Bases 191 to 1057 code for a protein of 288 amino acids. Lineage: Eukaryota; Metazoa; Arthropoda; Insecta; Coleoptera; Nitidulidae. The record is from RefSeq and is a predicted model, not a curated record.
CGCCGCCGGUUUAUUAUUGUUGAAUUCGAUCGUGAGAACUGAAAUUGUUUUAAGACCUCAACACAUCCCCGCAUUCACUUCUUGACUUAACUUUAACUUACAGCCUUCGGUUUUUCGGCAAGUUAUAUUUAGUCACUUCUUGGUGUGCGUGGUGUCUGGUUCCCGAUUUGAUUAUGUCGACAAUCGAUUGAUGCGUAUCGAUUGGAAGCGUACCGAUUCAGGAGGUUACGAAUGUUUCGUUGAAUACGACAAACCGAACAUAAUGGGAGUUGUAGAAUUCAUCGCAACCUGUGGGUCAGUACUUUUACUGAUCGUCACCAUGCCAUUUUCCCUCUUCGUCUGCUUCAAGGUGGUGCAGGAGUACGAAAGAGCCGUAAUCUUCCGGUUAGGAAGACUGAGAUCCGGUGGAGCUCGGGGACCCGGCAUAUUUUUCGUCCUGCCCUGCGUCGACAGCUACUGCAAAGUUGACCUUAGGACGGUUUCGUUCGAUGUGCCACCUCAAGAGGCUCUGACCAAAGAUUCGGUGACUGUUACGGUGGACGCUGUCGUUUAUUACAGGAUACAGGACCCCCUGAACGCUGUGGUCAAAGUGACCAACUACAGCAGCUCCACAAGGCUACUGGCCAUGACCACCCUGAGGAACAUACUAGGCACAAAAAAUUUAUCGGAGAUUUUGUCGGAUAGGGAGGCCAUUUCGCACGCGAUGCAAACCUCGUUGGACAUAGCCACGGAUCCGUGGGGCGUCAAGGUUGAACGUGUCGAAAUCAAAGACGUGAGUCUUCCACAUCAACUGCAGCGGGCAAUGGCGGCCGAAGCUGAAGCUUCCAGAGAAGCCAGGGCCAAAGUCAUUGCGGCCGAAGGCGAAAUGAAGGCAUCCCGAGCUUUGAAAGAAGCUGCGGAUGUUAUUAACGAAAGUCCUUCUGCUUUACAGCUGAGGUAUUUGCAAACGUUGAACACCAUUUCAGCUGAGAAGAACUCUACGAUUAUCUUCCCCGUACCCAUUGAUAUAAUCAGCCAUUUUAUGAACAUGCGGAGCGACAACCAUCCUGUAUUAUGAAAUAAUAAUAAUGUAUUGUAUCUUAAAUUGCCCUUGUAAUUGUAUCUUUGUGUCUGUUGGGUAACAAUGAAAUAA